GUCUCCCCGGCGGAAAGGGCGCAGCGGCACUUCCCUGUCGGCCCUCCAGGGAAACUCGUCAUGGAGGAGAGCAGCGGCGUCCGCCUCUCGGCCGAGUGCCUGGACGAGCCGCCCAACAGCCGCAUUUUCGUGGUGCUGGGCAAGGACACCGAGGAGACGCUGAUCCGGGAGCGCUUCUCCCCCUUCGGGGACAUCCAGAACAUCUGGCUCCUGCGGGACAGGCGCACCAAUGAGUCCCGCGGCAUCGCCUUCAUCAAGUUCGCCCGCAGCUCGCAGGCCUGCCGGGCCAUGGAGGAGAUGCACGGCCGCAGCCUGCUCCCCGACACCAAGCCCAUCAAGGUAUUUAUUGCACAGUCAAGAGCUUCUGGAAGCCACCGAGAUGUUGAAGAUGAGGAGCUUACACGAAUCUUUGUUAUGAUACCAAAAACCUAUACAGAGGAGGAUCUGCGAGAGAAGUUUAAGAUGUAUGGAGACAUUGAAUAUUGCAGCAUUAUUAAAAACAAGACCACUGGAGAAAGUAAAGGUUUGGGCUACGUGAGGUAUCUAAAACCAUCGCAAGCUGCCCGAGCAAUUGAAGAGUGUGAUCGAAGUUUCAGGGCCAUUUUGGCUGAACCUAAAAAUAAGGCAUCUGAGUCUUUUGAACAUGACUAUUACAGUAAUAACACAAGGCAAGAACCAAGAGGAAAUACGCUUCCAUUUUGUAUGCAGCCAGAAUUUUGUAGUUUUGAAAAAAACGAGAGCAGAAUUCAAGAAUCCGUCUCCAAACGUCUGUCAGUGUUAUCACGGCUUCCCUUUAUCCAAGAGCAGUUGUUUGCCCUCUUUGAUUUAGUUCCAGGACUGGAAUAUUGUGAUGUUCAGCGAGAUCCUUAUACCAAUAGUGGCUAUGCUGUGAUUCAGUACAGCACUGCUGCAUCAGCUAUAUAUGCCAAGUACAAAUUACAUGGGUUUGAGUAUCCUCCUGGAAAUCGAUUAACUGUCACUUUCCUAGAAGAUGGGAGUGAUAGUUCAGACCUCAUCAGAAAAAUGGCAACACAGCUGGUGACAGCACAGGUGUCGUCAGCGUUGCGCAAUAACAACACGAUUGUUCAGCAGUAUAGGACACCUCCUCAAGCGUUUGGAGGAACUUCUGGCCCACAGUUACUUCAGCCCCAAACAGAUGCCAUUCUGCCACCACCCAAAAAAAAAGUUCCACCUGACACUUCUGUGAAGGAAAGGCUUUUCAUACUUUUUCAUCCCCAUCCUUUACCUGUUGUCGUUUUGGAGGAUGUGUUCUGUCGUUUUGGACAAUUGAUACAGGUUUACCUUGUUGCUGGAAAAAAUGUGGGCUAUGCAAAAUUUGCAGACAGAGCAAGUGCCAGCGAGGCCAUAACUGCAUUACAUGGCAAGAUUGUGAAUGGGGUCAGGCUCAAAGUGAGGUUGGCAGACUCGCCCUCGGAGGAACCCAACAAGCGCCAGAGAACUUACUGAGCAGAAACUAAAUAAUGACAUGACCCUCAGCUAGCUGACUGACUGACUGAAAACGUGACUAGACAUGGUUCCUGUGGACAGUGACAGCUUUUUCAGUGACAGCUUUUUUUUUGUUGUUGGUUUUUUUGUUAAUUGUUACUUAGUUGAUCUUCUCUCUAUGGUGCUUUUUGAUUUUGAAUAUGCAGACAUGCAGUUUUGAAAAUUAUCUAGGUAUUUAACAUUGUAAACUGGUGGUUGUUCUUGUAGUAGUAUAUAAUCCUGUAUUACAGAAAUCUUGUUUUACCUGAAUUCCUCCUAUAAGAUGGAAAUUACAAUGAUAGGGGAAAUAAAGGAGUCAACAUUUUCUGACUUGACUGGUUAGUUGAUAAUGAUUCAGAUUCUGUUAAGAUAGAAGACAUUUCUCAUAAUCCAAAUUGCAUUGAAAAGUGAAGUACAGCAGUAAAUUCAAAGAAAAUGAAAUUGUUUAAAAACUGCUAUCAGGCAUGAUAGUAUUAAUCUAGAUUUAAGAAAAUAGCUGUAAUCUAGAAAAUGAUUCAAAGUACCUUCUUAAAUAUUUUGUUGACUUGGGCCAAAAGUACUUGUUAUGUUUUGUAUGCUGUUUAGUGAAAGUGACAUUUGACUGUGGGUCAGACUAUCAAAGCUACUUACAUUUAUCCUUUCUUAUCCUGAGGUCUUUUGGUUAUAACUGGGGAAAGUAUGGAGUCUAAGGGUGUGGGGGUUUUUUUGUUGUUAUUUUUUUUUUUAAAGGGGUUGGGGUUCUUUCCUCCCCCCCGAAGCUUUCAAUGCAUAUGUUCAAGUAAGAGUUGGACAAGUCAGCAUUUCAGCAGGAUCAAGAGCACAUUCCAGCACUGAUGGAGAGUAAAUGAAGAUAGUUCAAAUAAGUAUUUGCACAGAGAAUUUUCAAAUGCCAAAUACUUUUCUGUGUAUUCCUGCAUACUACUUGUUGAAUUGAAAAUAUCCUGGUUAUUAAAAUAAUUUAUACAGAUAAAAUUGA
Messenger RNA from Chiroxiphia lanceolata (lance-tailed manakin), 2461 nucleotides. RefSeq names its product RNA binding motif protein 45 (gene RBM45). Gene Ontology annotation, molecular function: RNA binding. Lineage: Eukaryota; Metazoa; Chordata; Aves; Passeriformes; Pipridae. The record is from RefSeq and is a predicted model, not a curated record. The transcript has 10 exons. The coding region runs from base 61 to 1467 and encodes 468 amino acids.